This is a messenger RNA of Striga hermonthica, 1308 nucleotides long. The record is from the annotation of a GenBank genome assembly. Lineage: Eukaryota; Viridiplantae; Streptophyta; Magnoliopsida; Lamiales; Orobanchaceae.
AUGUCCCACAUGGAAUUUUUCAAGAAAUUUAAGCUCUUGAAGGCUCAGGAGGCUGCUAACCCUGGUGUUCUUGGGUGCUUUUUCUUCAGCCUCUGCGUAAUCCUUGCCCUUUUUGUGCUGGAUUACAGAAUAUUGGCUGGCUUGCAGGGCCAGCUGUUUUCAGUGCCUUGGUUUAGGUCAAAUAGCUCUGCUCUAAAAUCAUCGAAAGUGGGUUUUCUUGAAAGGGGUGGUGGGUAUUGUGAUAUAUUUGAUGGGGAUUGGGUUUGGGAUGAAAGUUAUCCUCUUUACCAAUCGCAGGAUUGCGCGUUACUGGACGAGGGUUUUAGGUGCACUGAAAAUGGGAGGCCUGAUAAAUUCUACACCAAGUGGCGCUGGCAGCCUAAAGAUUGCAAUUUGCCCAGAUUUGAUGCAAAAAUUAUGCUGGAAAAUCUAAGAGACAAGCGGCUCGUGUUUGUGGGAGAUUCUAUCGGGCGAAACCAAUGGGAAUCCCUUCUUUGCAUGCUAUCUUCUGUCAUUACCAAUAAAACUUCAAUAUACGAAGUGAACGGGAAUCCUAUCACGAAGCACACGGGCUCUCUGAUUUUCAAGUUCAGAGACUUCAACUGCACUGUCGAAUAUUAUCGAGCUCCAUUUCUUGUGUUGCAGAGCCGAGCGCCUGUUGGGGCUCCCAAGAGUGUGAAGAUGACUAUAAAGCUCGAUAAAAUGGACUGGAGCUCGGUUCAGUGGAAAGGUGCGGAUUUGCUGGUUUUCAACACGGGGCAUUGGUGGAAUCCAGAGAAAACGACUAACGUGGGAUGUUAUUUCCAAGAAGGGGCAGAGAUAAAGAUGAAGAUGAGUGUCGAAAAUGCCCUCCAGAGGUCCAUGAAGACUUUGACCGACUGGAUAAGCCGUGAAGUUAACUUGUCCAAGACUCAUUUGAUCUUCCGAGCUUAUGCUCCCGUACAUUUCAGUGGCGGUGACUGGAAAACGGGCGGGAACUGUCACCUCGAGACGAUACCCAACUUGAGCAAACCAUCGCAACUCUCCGAAACGUACUCAGAGUACAAAGCUGUUUUGCAUGGCUUAUCCGAACAUAUUCGAAAGAAAACUAUCGAAUUGUUAAACGUGACAGGCAUGACGUCUCACAGGAAAGACGGGCACGCCUCGCUGUAUUAUUUGGGGCCAACGGAAGGCCCGGCACCCCUACGCCGCCAAGACUGCAGCCAUUGGUGCCUUCCAGGAGUUCCUGAUUCUUGGAACGAGCUCCUCUACGCGGUUUUCCUCAGACGAGCGAUUGUUCGAGGUUCGGGAUUUGUAUUGAAACUAUAA